Messenger RNA from Drosophila virilis, 1414 nucleotides. It is a transcript of the gene sigmar, whose product is annotated as Tumor necrosis factor alpha-induced protein 8-like protein sigmar. Gene Ontology annotation, cellular component: cytoplasm. NCBI's taxonomy places the organism in Eukaryota, Metazoa, Arthropoda, Insecta, Diptera, Drosophilidae. The record is from RefSeq and is a predicted model, not a curated record. Gene Ontology annotation, biological process: regulation of apoptotic process.
UAGUCAUCUCUAAGUUUUAUUUUGCGUCGUUUUGUUUGCUGCACAGCACUUUCGGGUUUUUGUUUUCUUCGUUGUUUUUAAGUCCUUGUCAAAUGUAACACUACACUUAAACUUAGACCAUUUCCAAUCGCUAACAAAUCUUAGUUUUUAACAACUAUAUCUGCCUGCUGCACACGCGCAACAACCAAACGAAUUUCCUCAAGGACUUCUAGGACUGCACAACGAAGGCAAACAGAGACAACAACAAAAUGUCCGUCGCAGGCUUAAGACAGAGCCUAUUGCUCUGGAGCGUUGACUACUGGAAUCUGGAAGCUGUUAUGGCGGACAAUGUGUUCAAGUCGCACGAUAUUGGGUUACGCGCUCAAAAGAAAAUACUCUCACGCAUGGCAACGAAAAACAUUGCGAAAACCUUUAUUGACGGCACAACGGCCUCGCUGCUGGAUAAUCUGUACAGGCUGUGCAAGCUGCAUACGGGCAAUAAGGCGCGCGCCGAAAAGCUGAUCAAAAAUAUUAUCAAAAUUGUUAUUAAAAUUGGUGUGCUGCAUCGCAAUAACCAGUUUAGCGCGGAGGAGCUGCAAAAUGCGGAGAAUUUCAAGCGUAAAUUUCAGAACACACAAUUGUCCAUCAUAUCGUUCUACGAGGUGGACUUCACCUUUGAUCUGGCCUAUCUGCAAAAGUCGAUACAGGAGUCGCGUGUGGCGCUCAAAUCGAUUGUGCAGCCGCAUUUGACGGACAAGUCCAUUGGCCGCAUCGACGAGGUGUUCGAUUUCUUUGGCGAUGCGGGCUUGCUGGAGCUGGCAUUCAAACCGGAUUCGCCAUAUCGCGAGGUGAUGGGCAAAAUUGUCGCAGACAUUAACUCGGCCAUGGAAACGGGCGACAUAUGAGCAGCAGAGGCAAGCUGCAAGCUAUUGACAAAAAAAAAAGGGGCUAUUAUCAAACCAAAAACAACAUGAGAUACUAACAGCUAGUUAAAAGGCCUACAAAGUCCACCAAAUAGAAAGUAACGUAGCGCGGCAUAAAAGACACAAGAAAUUGAAGAAAGAAGAGCGAAAAGAGGAUUAUUCCUUAAUUGAAUUGGUGAUAACACAAUUAACACUAUUAUGUAGCAGUCAAAAACGUCCAGAUUGAUUUAAUUUAAGGCAAUGUUAACAUUUUUUUGUCGUUUAGAUUUAAGAAGAAAUGCAUUUUGCCAAAGGAAUUCACAAACAAACAAACAAACAAACUCAGAUUGUAAACGCAAGCAAAAUGCUUUUUAUCAAUGUAUUUGUCGUUGAUUGUAUUCGUGUACGUUAUAAGUAUAUGUAAAAGUCUGUCUAAAUAUUGUAGUCUAAUAUUUGAUACAUUUGUCUGUUUUGAUACUCCAAAACUCGCUCUUGAAACGCAAUUAUAUACUCGCUUCAUAUCUAAGAACUUA